This is a messenger RNA of Poecilia latipinna (sailfin molly), 1663 nucleotides long. RefSeq names its product growth factor receptor-bound protein 2b (gene grb2b). The record is from RefSeq and is a predicted model, not a curated record. Bases 363 to 1016 code for a protein of 217 amino acids. Lineage: Eukaryota; Metazoa; Chordata; Actinopteri; Cyprinodontiformes; Poeciliidae. The transcript has 6 exons. Gene Ontology annotation, molecular function: protein binding.
GGAAGGAAGCGGAAAUAAACGUCGAAAACCUUCUGCUACCAGCUAGCUUCGGGCUCACAGGACAGGGCUGUAAGCGACGUUGUACAUACUGUGGGGGUAUCUCUUAAGAGGAAGCUGGGAGAGCGUCAGACACAGCAAAGGUUUUUUUUUUUUGCUUUUUACUUGGGCAGCUUCGAAACGGAAUACUACAAGUGGUGCUGUCCUGUGACCUUUAUGUAAGGUCAAAGCCCUACAGGAACGGGUCAUCGACGGGAGGAGAGACUCGGAGAAAAGCUGACGACCACGGAGGCCAGGACAGCGCGUCGGUUGCCAAACAGAAGAGUAACCACAGCCGAGUUGUUUUGCUGCGAGUCACCAAGACCAUGGAGGCCAUCGCCAAAUACGAUUUUAAAGCUACUGCCGACGACGAGCUUAGUUUCAAACGCGGAGAGGUCCUCAAGGUGUUAAAUGAAGAGUGCGACCAGAACUGGUAUAAGGCAGAACUAAAUGGGAAAGAUGGAUUCAUUCCCAAGAAUUACAUAGAGAUGAAAGCCCAUCCGUGGUUCUUCGGGAAGAUUCCCCGCGCCAAAGCAGAGGAGAUGCUAAACAAACAGAGGCACGACGGGGCUUUUCUCAUCCGAGAGAGCGAGAGUGCGCCAGGAGACUUCUCCCUGUCGGUGAAGUUUGGUAAUGAUGUCCAGCAUUUCAAGGUCCUUCGUGACGGGGCUGGGAAGUACUUCCUCUGGGUGGUGAAGUUCAACUCGCUCAACGAGCUGGUGGAUUACCACCGCACGACUUCAGUCUCCCGCAAUCAACAAAUCUUCCUGCGAGACAUAGAGCAGAUCACCCAGCACCCUACAUACGUGCAAGCGCUCUUCGACUUUGACCCGCAGGAGGAAGGCGAGCUGGGCUUCAGACGGGGCGACUUCAUCCAAGUCCUGGACAACUCCGACCCCAACUGGUGGAAAGGAGGCUGCCACGGCCAGACGGGCAUGUUCCCCCGCAACUACGUCACGCCUGUCAAUCGGAACAUGUAAAAAAAAAAAAAAAAGAGAGAAAUGUCAGACCAACACAACAGCAACCAUCACCACCAUCAUUAUCAUUGUUCUUGACCUCAUCCACCCCGCCAUCCAACCUGCAACCAACCCCCUGCCUUCUCCCCCUCCCCCUGCCCGGGCCAUCCCAUGGUGACCAUAAAAAAAAAAAACGAACACGAAGAAGGCAAAAAAACUGGAGAAAAAAAAAAGAGAGAGAGAGAAAACAGGAGUAGAGCUUCCGUAGGCGUAGCUACGUGGGCAGCAGCAGAGCGGAAUCGACCUCUAUCCGCGCCGAGAAGUUUGCCUCCCUGCUGAACGCCUCGGCGAGGACCGAACUGUCUGAGGGAAAUCAAAAAGCAGGAGGGAGGGGGAAGAGAGAAAACAAAACAAACAAAAAAAAACUUAACUAAAGCGUAGUGCACCAACCGUGAAGAUAACCAAAUGAUUGAACCGCUCCCACAGCUGCUUCUGUCUUCUCAACUUCUUAACAUUCUGCUUGUUUCCUUUUCUCCUUCCUUCUUUGCCGCAUGUUUUGUUUUUUGUUUUUUUUAAAGAUCACGUCAAGGAAUCGUCUACCAAUUAAAAAUCGUAAGUCGUUUUGAAGAAAAAUGGAGAAAAGACUAAAAAAAAAAAACUUUUAAAUAAUG